UUUCCGACUGUCCACAAAAGCAACAACAGCAGAGACGUGGCCGUCGUUGCGGCUGUUGCGUUCAAGUGGCGCAGUGUCCCGUCUGGAGGCAGAGAGGGCGAAGUUUCACUCUCUGCAUUGCAGCCUGAGCGCUGCUGCUGGAAUUCAACACAACAAUGGCGACUCCCAGUCCUAACAGCAACUCCACUAGCUCCAGCAACAACAGCAACAUCGUAGGAUCAACGUCGCACCAACUCCACCAGCAAACACAGAGCAGCAGCAUGCAAGAAACCAACACCUGCUGGAGAUGUCAAAAUGAAACAGGGUUUCAGAUAAGCCUGUCUGGAAUACCCCAAAGUAAACGCAAAGCUCUGAAACUGAAUUUUGCCAACCCUCCAGUGAAACCGGCUUCCAGGCUCCCACUCAAUCCAACAGUUCCCUCUUUCCAGAACCCUCACAUAGAGCGCCUACGGACACACAGUAUUGAGUCAUCUGGGAAGCUGAAGAUCUCCCCUGAGCAGCACUGUGACUUCACUGCAGAGGAUCUGAGAGACCUUGGUGAGAUCGGCCGUGGGGCGUAUGGCUCCGUCAACAAGAUGGUCCACAAACCCACAGGCCAGAUCAUGGCUGUCAAGAGGAUUCGCUCCACUGUGGAUGAGAAGGAGCAGAAGCAGCUGCUGAUGGACCUUGAUGUAGUGAUGAGGAGUAGUGACUGUCCCUACAUUGUGCAGUUCUAUGGCGCCCUCUUCAGGGAGGGGGACUGUUGGAUUUGUAUGGAACUUAUGUCUACCUCAUUAGACAAAUUCUACAAAUAUGUAUAUUGUGCAUUAGAUGACGUCAUUCCAGAGGAAAUAUUAGGCAAAAUAACAUUAGCAACCGUUAAAGCACUGAACCACUUAAAAGAAAACUUGAAAAUAAUUCACAGAGACAUCAAACCUUCCAACAUUCUUAUGGACCGAAAGGGGAAUAUCAAACUGUGCGAUUUUGGCAUCAGCGGCCAGCUGGUGGACUCCAUAGCCAAGACCAGAGAUGCAGGCUGCAGGCCUUACAUGGCACCUGAAAGGAUAGACCCCAGUGCUUCUAGACAAGGCUAUGAUGUCCGGUCUGAUGUAUGGAGUUUGGGAAUCACCCUGUAUGAGCUGGCAACAGGAAGAUUCCCCUACCCUAAGUGGAAUAGUGUUUUCGAUCAGCUGACACAGGUGGUAAAAGGCGAGCCUCCCCAGCUCAGCAACUCAGAGGAGAGGCAGUUCUCCCCCAAGUUCACCAACUUUGUUAACCUAUGCCUUACAAAGGAUGAAUCAAAAAGGCCAAAGUACAAGGAGCUUCUGAAACACCCUUUCAUUCUGAUGUAUGAGGAGCGUUUUGUGGACGUCGCCAGCUAUGUGUGUCGCAUUCUGGAUCAGAUCCCUGCCUCUCCUAUCUCGCCCAUGUAUGUCGACUGACAGUUAGUCCAGGGAGGGUGGGGUUAGGGUUGGGGGAGGGGGGUCGUUAGCCAACAGUGGGUUGGACACUAAGUUUUGUGACGCGACGUUUGACAUCUUAGCCCUAAGAGUUAGGUGGGAUCACCAGUUUUUUCUCGUGUUCCAAAGAACAAAGGAACUAAGUCCAAAUUGCUCAGUGCAAUGAGACAAAUAUCCUUAAGCAAACCUUUCAACCUCCCAUCACCUCAUUCUAAAAUCCCAUAAUAUUGUCAUUUAUCUUCAGCCAGAAAAACUUGAAGCGAGAACAUUGUCUUAGUAAAAUGCAAUGUAUCUGUGUAUGUGAGGAAAAAGGAAUGGAGUAUAUAUAUAAAAUAUGUACUUGAAUUUGUACACAAAUACAGAAUUUACCAAAUAAAAUGGUGAGCAGUGACGCUCUUGAUGUAUGAGGGAAAAAAAAAAAAUAGCCACCCAGUGGAUUGUACAUUGUGGACUGUAUGAUUGCAUAUGUGUGUUCACCUCUGAACUGUUGACAUGUACAAAUGUAUGCAGAUAGAUCUGCUGUCUCAACAGUCUUUUUAUGCAUUGGUUGAGAGCACCUUUAGUCUCAGCAAAUGGUUGAGUAUGCAAGAGUGUUUCUGUGUGGUGGAUUCGGUAGCGCGGCUUUCUUUUUCUUUUCUUUUUCACUUUCCCCCAAUAUGCAAUCUGUGAGAAGCUGUCUUGAUAGAAAAAUAAGACAACUGCCAUUUCUCACAAACUGGCCUCAGUUCGUCUCUUUUGUUAUCAUUGUGUUUGAGUUAUAAAACUAAGCAUCUCUUUUUGAUUGAGAAUUUCCUGUGUUAGUCUUGUUGAACAGCAACCGAACAGAGCUGGUGGUAGAAACUCCUAAUGAGAAGUAAUAUCAAAUGGCAACAUCUGGUUUAAUGUAACUGGAUUUUUGUCAUUCAAAGAGGUAGCUACAACUAAAGACAAUUGAGGGGUUAAAAAAAACAAAAAAAUAACGCAUGCUUCUAAAAUAUCCUUUAUAGGUUUUUGUUAAUAAAAAAGACAAAGGACAAGAUGAUGUAACAAUAGCUAGCUAAGAUGAGAAGCGGAUUAGCAAAAUAUAUGUUAAAUAAUUCUGUCCUUUAAAAAAAAAAGAAAAAGAAAAAAAGAAAAAGCAGGUUUAAAAAAGGUUAAGAUUGGUAAAAUAAGGUAUACUAACUGAAUGGAAAUGUAUAUUUUUCUACUAUACAGUUCUAGUCAAAUGGAUGAGGAAAUAGAAAAGACUGUUACGCUAUUAUCAUGCUAAUAAAUUCAAGUUUAACAUCAGUUUAAACAACGGUAUGUUUUUUCUAUUCGCGGUAAGCAAGGUAGUUAUAUGGUAAUAGGUCUGUGAUGCUAGCAAAACAACAAAGCAUUGGGUAAAAUAUCUGUAGAUUUGUAAAAUGCGCUAAAAAAACAGGAAAAAAUAAACAUUGUUUCAUUUUUGCACAUCACAAGUAAAUGUUUGUUGUUCGCUUUUUUUUUAUUUUUUAUUUUUAUAAAUAUACCUUUACAAUACCUAGUGUUGUAAAACCCAUGUAGUUCAAACAAGCUGCAUUGCCUCUAGCUAACCAGGCCUUUAUUGGUAACAAGGUUAUUUAAAAAAAAUUUUUUUUUAACCUAUUUUGGUCUCCAAGAAUAACUUUGCAAAAAAAAGAGACUUAAUUUUUUGACUUUGCCAAAAAUGAUAACACAAGAGACUUUAAGUGGUGCUAAUCCAGUGCUACAUUAGCCUAUUCUGCUGCAGGAACCUAGUGGGAGAUGGCCCCAAACAUUUACAGUAAUAGUCUUCUGGUUGGCCUUUUCAGUCUUAUUUUUCCAUUGCUUUAUAGGCUUAAACCCAACAAUUAAUUUUUUAUUUUUUUUUUUUUUUUUUAAAUGCCUUCACCUGCAUUUUAAAUGCGAUCAGUUUGCAUUAAGGCAUACUGUCGUUCUUUCAGGACCACCCAGAAGUCUCCCAGGCUACACGCUUUUUGUCCCACAAAAACAUCCUGGUUUCCAUGCUCCUUGCGAGUAGUGGAAGAUGCCCUCUACCCUGGUGUAAAGUUAGUUUGGGACAUUAUGUCCACUGUAAAUGUGUAUGUACAUAGAACACCUAACCUGCUGUUACUGGCAGGUUCUGCUCAACAGUUAAGGCUUUUCCUAAACACAGAUCCAAGCACCAGGAUAGGUUUUAGGUGCAAAUUCUUUUAGUUUAGGAAUUAGCCUUAAUUCCACCUGUCAUAGCGCUGUACAGUUAAACUUCUCAUGCACACUGAUCACAGAUCCACCGUGCUGCCAUAUAGCAGCAGUAACUACAAGUUUAAAAGUCUAGGCAUGGGAGUUCUGUCAAAAACAAAAACUGUAAAUGCUGCUAAAUCACAAAUUAUUGACUUCCAUACCAACUACCGAACUGUCGGGAGAAGAGGAAUCUCACUCCACACAGUUACUGCGUUUUUGUCCUCAUGUUCACCACGGACUCGGCAUGCUUCUCCAUGACUUAGUAUGUCUUUCUGGCUUGCACUGAUGAUAGAAUAUUUCCAUGCCAAACCAUGCAUUAAACUCGGAUGCAUCUCCAUAAUCCAAAAUGCCUCACCUGUCUUCCUUUGUCAGUAAUAUUCUGGAGUUUUACAUAAUUGUGUGGCAGAAGGUCAAUGGGAGGCUGCAAUUUUGAGACUAUUGAGAUGCACCCGUUGUCGUUUCUUUUCAGAAAGCCACAUUUACCAGGCGGGGCCUCUUAUCCACAGAAUGGCGAGACAAAUAUCACACUACUUGGCGAUAGCUAUUAACCAAACUGUAUGGAUGAUGGUCCUUUAAGUGUGGGACACUGUAGGGACUUUUACAUGCGUCUCCCAGAAACUACCACCACUGUUGGAGUGGGUUGGGGACGUUUUAGUGUGGCUUGUUUAAAAUGUUAAAUACUUUUGGCCUGUUUGGGAGGGCAACACAUUACAACCGCAUAGGUGGUGACGUUGUAGAACCCACACGAUUCUUUUGGUAAGCGACUUUCCAUUUCUGUCUAACACGAAAUGGUGCAGACCCCAGAGAAAGCCCACAGAUGGAGCCGUUUAACUUCAAACUGUCUCUAGAGCUGUUGUAGUCUGUCAUGUGUUUCCAGGAAGCUAACCUGACGCUGGUGAAUCUACAGGGUACAUGUUGUAUAAAUUGCAAAAUUACUAGAAUGUUCAUAUUAGAUUAUAAGAUAUUAAGGGCAAUGAAUAUUAUAUUGUAUCUUCAUCGAUGGUUACAAAUAAAGUUCCCACGUAAAAGAUUGGAAA
Messenger RNA from Neolamprologus brichardi, 4678 nucleotides. RefSeq names its product mitogen-activated protein kinase kinase 4b (gene map2k4b). Gene Ontology annotation, biological process: protein phosphorylation; MAPK cascade. The record is from RefSeq and is a predicted model, not a curated record. NCBI's taxonomy places the organism in Eukaryota, Metazoa, Chordata, Actinopteri, Cichliformes, Cichlidae. Gene Ontology annotation, molecular function: ATP binding; JUN kinase kinase activity.